GACAUUUUCCCAGCUCUUAACGGAAUCUGAUGUAUUUUUUUUAUCAUUGCGUUGUGGCGCGAUCGAAUUUGUUUGGAAGUCGGGAAAUCAGCAUUACAGUGUUAAAAGUUAUUUGGUUUUGGAUACCGCCAGCUUUAACAAAAAGUAUGCAAAAUUUGUAGCACUUGGAUGUGUAUACAUCCGCAUGUUUUAACAAAGACCAAACAAAGGGAACAAAGAAAGGACGGAGGGAUAGAAGGAGAAAGAGAGAAACCCGUUCUCCGCCCAUGCGCACAGCUGAUACAGAACCUGACCUAACGGUAAACCGAUUGUCUCGGCACUACAAAAGCGGAAAUCGAAAGUGAAACGGAAGUCCGCUGGAAUAGCGUAGCGAAAUAACACAGCCCGCUUACAGCGGGAGCCGAAAACCGAAGUUGAAAGCCAGGAAGGCAACAAGAAUCAGAAUAAAUUAAAGCGCAGCAAAUUGAAUAUGUUCCAAGCCCUGCCCCGACCUUCAAGGUCCACGCUCCACUGUGGAGCCACAGCCAUCGUCACAGUCAUCCUCAUGGCCUGGGUCCGACCGCUGGGCGUGCUAUUCCUGGGAUUAUUGGCCUAUUGGAUCUACUGGACACGCUGUAGCUUUCGGAUUGUACCCACGGACGAGCUGCGCGACAAGGUUAACGGCUGGCUGCAGAAGGUAAACGACUGGCGCCACAGCAGUCCCAGCAUGUUCUGCUUGGUCAGCAGCAGCUGCUUGGGCACCCUCGCGGUGUUAGGCCACCUUAUCUCCGGCUCCACGCUGGUUCUGACCAUCCUAGUCGUCUCUGCCCUUGUCUCCACCAAGUACAACUUCAAGCUGCUGAAGAUCGAGCACAAGGACUUCCAAUGGACAGAGAAGCUUAACUACAACAACUUGGAGGCCGAGGCCGAGGCGGAGGACGAGUUUCUGCCGGACGUGAAUGAGUCAAAUCUUUUUGUGCUGGAGCUAGCAAGCGAUGUGGCCACCAUCAGUUCACCCACCGAUGCGAAGGACGAGGAGGAUGACGAGCGCAGCGACGACAUACCUUCGGAGCUGCUGAUUCCGGACGUGAUACCCGAGAUCGAUGAACACUCCACCGACGAAGAUGAUGAUCUGGCACCUAUGGCGGCCAAAAGGCAAGAGAAACAGCAGCAGCAACCGCAUAUAGCCAAGGAGAACGAAGAUAUGAACUUUAGAAAGGGCCAUUUCAAGCGCGAUUCGUCGCUGUCCACCACGUCAUCCUCGUCCGAAGAGAGCCUCUCCAAGGGGCUGCAGUUCCCUGACCACACCUCCGUGGAUGCAAGUGGGAACACUCAGUUGCGCCAAAUAACCGCUGGACCCGAUCCCGCUGGCGAGCUUAUGGCCCUGGCCGUAAAAACCCAGGCUCAAGCGCUUUUGUCAAACAGCGGGAAGCUCCUCCCCAGUCUUGUGUCUGGCCUGGUGAAGUGGGGUUCAGGUGGUGCUGCCUCAGCUAAUUCCGACGGUGAUGCGACCGAUGCGAGUCGAAAUCGCGAGCAACAGCGCAUUGUCACCGCCUUAGAUUCUUCGGACGAGAGCGACUUUGAGAUACUCGAAACGGAUGACUUCAAGUAAGGAUUGGAUCGAAUCGAAGAUUGGUCCGAUUUGACGUAUUAUAAAGCUAUUAUCUUAAUAUACAUGUGCAUACACACACAGAACACAACUUAUCGACAGACAAAACAAGUUAAAAAAUCAGACGUAGCAGACGGUUUGAACGGUUAUAUUUUCCCUGGUGGAGAUCAGUUAUACAUACAUUUUGCUGUAGACUAGUGCUAUAUAUAGAUGUAUACUAAAUUAAAUGUCCAAAACUACUCUAAAAUUAAGCCAAAAAUUAAAAUUUUUUGAUGGCUUUGUACAUGUUUAUUUAUAUAACCCUAGGCUUAUUCCUAUUUUAUUUUUUAGUCCUUUUGUGCUUAUCUACUUACCACAAACAGAAAAAACAACGACCGACAGCAUGCAAAAUGUAAAUAUACCACAGAUACACUCAUCUAUCAGGAGUGCCACAGCAAUCGCAAAGCGCUGAAUGGGGCCGAGUUUCUUAUGUGCAUCAAUACAAAUUUUACGCGACUUAGCGCUAUAGUGAUUUCUAUGGCACCCAUGCAUGGGUUAUAUUGAUGUUGUUGUGAGGGAGAGAUUCUUAAUCUAAAUCCAAAUCAAAAACUGAAAGCAAAUUAAAAACCAAAAAAUGACAAAAUAAGAAAUCAAACGAAAAUAUUAAGAAAUAUGGUCCAGUGAUAUCUUUUAACACCCACUCGACAUUAAACGUGCACAAAUCAUAAAAUAACAAAAUAAAAAAUAAUGAAGACAUCGAUUUACUAGCGAUUUUUGUCCCUGGCUAUUAUUGUACAUUGAAGAACAUAACUGAAACAUAAAAACCAGUAACAAACUUUUAUUUGUAUUUUUGUUAUUAUUUGCACUAUGUAUUUUAAGUUAUAGUUUAAUUUGCUAAACAAAACUAAAUGUGAUUUUGUAAAAACAAAAGAAACUGAAAUAAAAAUCAAAAAGACCUCGAAUUGCGAUCUCGAUUGCUGUCAA
Messenger RNA from Drosophila suzukii, 2551 nucleotides. RefSeq lists its product as uncharacterized. The record is from RefSeq and is a predicted model, not a curated record. Lineage: Eukaryota; Metazoa; Arthropoda; Insecta; Diptera; Drosophilidae.